Stylophora pistillata is the source of this 711-nucleotide messenger RNA. Its product is annotated as triosephosphate isomerase-like. Lineage: Eukaryota; Metazoa; Cnidaria; Anthozoa; Scleractinia; Pocilloporidae. The record is from RefSeq and is a predicted model, not a curated record.
AUGAAUGGGACAGCUGAAAUGGCUGUGUCUUUGGCACGUGAGGUUUCCGAGCACUCUUUAAACAUUCAGGCUAAUUUGAUUGUGUGCCCUCCUUAUCCAUUUCUUCCCUUUGUGGAAACAAUCUUAAAAGGAAGUAUGGUUCGUUUGGGGGGACAAAACUGCCAUGCUCAAGAGAAAGGAGCCUUCACAGGGGAAGUGAGUGCUUCUAUGCUGAAAGAUGUCGGGUGUUCUUGUGUGAUUCUUGGACAUUCGGAACGACGCCACCUUUUUCAUGAGGCUGGGGAAAUUGUUCAGGAAAAGGUCUUUGCUGCGUUUAAAAGUGCUUUGAUCCCGAUUGUUUGCGUCGGUGAAACCUUGAAAGACUACGAUCAAGGAAAAACUCGAGAAGUAUUGAAUUUUCAACUUCAAACGUCUUUGACUGAAAGCUGGGAGGGUGAGGAAAUGAUCUUGGCCUAUGAACCUGUUUGGGCCAUUGGGACUGGCAAAACGCCAACAUCUCAAGAAGUACAAGAAGUUCAUCACUUUCUAAAAGGAUGUUUAAGGGGCAUGUAUGGAGAGAAGGGCGAAGAACUCCCUAUUUUAUACGGUGGCUCUGUGAAUGCAGAAAACGCAUCAAUUUUUUUAAGUCUUGAAGACGUAGACGGUGUUUUGGUUGGUGGAGCCAGUUUAGAAGCAAAAAGCUUUUUAAACAUUGCACGAAACGCCAGUUAA